Solenopsis invicta (red fire ant) is the source of this 1583-nucleotide messenger RNA. RefSeq names its product carbonic anhydrase 9. The record is from RefSeq and is a predicted model, not a curated record. Gene Ontology annotation, cellular component: cytoplasm. Gene Ontology annotation, molecular function: zinc ion binding; carbonate dehydratase activity. The transcript has 7 exons. Bases 435 to 1355 code for a protein of 306 amino acids. Lineage: Eukaryota; Metazoa; Arthropoda; Insecta; Hymenoptera; Formicidae.
UUAUAUGUAUAUAAUUAUUAUUACCUUCUAUGAUCAUCGAACGAUGAGUAUAAUAAAAUGACCUACUUUAGUGUAUCUUAUGUAAUCCAUUAGUGUAGUGAAUAUAUAAAACAUCCUGCUAUACUUUUAUAUUACAUCUGCAACUUGAAAGAUUGUGACAUAUGCAGCUGAUAAUGACAUAUGCACGGCUAGAAAUUACUUAAUAAGACACUUGUUCUCGACAUCUUACACAAUCCAUUUGUGUGCCAUUCUUUACCGUAACCAUCUGUCAAAGUGCCGAACAUGUAUAUUAAUAUAGAAGAUAAUUGACCUAAGCGUUAUAAGAAGGUAAUCAAUGUGCCUGAAAUGACGAAGACAAACGGUUCUUAUAUACACAUGUAUACAUGUAUGUGCAUAUAUAAAUUAUAUAAUCUUUACAUAAAAAGAAUUCAAAAAUGUGCAUUCGACAAGUUGUAAUGACAUGGCUCAUCCUUAUCGCUAUACCGCACAAUGGAAUCCAUGGUUUUGGAUAUAGUAAGAAAGAACAACAUUUGUGGCCGCAAAAGUACGAAUCAUGCGCAGGAAAAUUACAAUCACCAGUGGCUAUAUCCACAGCAAAAGCGAUUGUUUUACCAUUUCCAGCUCUUGAAAUGAUCGGUUACCAUGACUUUCUUCCAACGCCGCAAAUAUUAAUAAAUAACGGGCAAACUGUUAAACUUACUAUAGAUAAAAAUGCGAUAUAUGGAAGAUUGCCAUAUAUAUUCGGAGCUAUAUUGAAACAAAAUCAACAAUAUGAGAUGGAACAAUUGCACUUUCAUUGGGGCAUAAAAAAUAAUAGAGGUGCUGAACAUGUAUUAAACGGUGUAAGAUAUCCAAUGGAAAUGCAUAUUGUACAUCGCAAUAUGGCAUAUCCCAAUAUUUCAUAUGCCCUGCAGAAUAAGGAUGGUGUGGUCGUAGUAGCUUCUUUCUUCCAGUUACAAGAUGAGGACAAUGAACUUCUUCGAUCUUUCAUAAACAAGCUACCAGAUGUGCAAUGGGCAAAUACAGAGCUGUCGGUCAACCUGUCUCUUGCUUUAGCAUCCCUGAUACCAACUAACACCGAUAUCUUUUACACAUAUAAAGGAUCCCUUACGACACCACCUUGUAGCGAAGUAGUCACAUGGAUCAUUUUCGCCAUUCCAGUUCCAAUAUCUUUCCAUCAGAUGAACAUGUUCCGAAAACUCUCAAACGGCGAGGAAACAUUAGGCGAUAAUUUUAGACUAUUGCAAGAUAUCGGUCAACGUAAGAUAUAUACUAGAAGAUUAGAUCCAUUACUUUCGACCAAACGCGAUAAGUCGCAGUUAAACUUUGCAAACUUAAGUUGGUUUUGGUCGUAACACGAUAAUCAAUAUUUUUUUCUAAUUUUGUCUUUCAAUUUGUAACAUAAAACCGAAAAGUUUGUUAUUCCGAAAUUCACGUUUAUUAUCUUUCGCUAGAUCGUUCAAUGAAUUAGACAUUCAAUAGAGAGCACGUAUAAUAGAGAGCUCUCCUUAAGUGAUACAAAGUACUCUUAAUUAUUUUUUUUAUCGAUUGUAUAAGAUACAGAUUAAUCGUUUACAUGAAAA